UGCCUCUACAGAAUAACUGCCCAGCAUCCUCUGCCCAACCAAUCAGAAUGUAGGAAAAUCUACAGAUAUGACGGAAUCUACUGUGAAUCUACCUACCAGAAUUUACAAGCAUUGAGAAAGGAGAAAUCCCGAGAUGCUGCUCGCUCCCGCCGGGGAAAAGAAAAUUUUGAGUUCUAUGAAUUGGCCAAGUUGUUGCCUCUUCCUGCAGCCAUCACUAGCCAGCUUGACAAGGCAUCCAUCAUUCGACUUACAAUUAGCUAUCUGAAAAUGAGGGACUUUGCUAACCAGGGGGACCCUCCAUGGAACUUGCGAAUGGAAGGCCCUCCGCCGAACACAUCAGUCAAAGUUAUAGGUGCACAACGAAGGAGAAGCCCCAGUGCACUAGCCAUUGAAGUAUUUGAAGCACAUUUGGGAAGUCACAUUUUGCAGUCCCUGGAUGGCUUUGUAUUUGCACUAAAUCAAGAAGGAAAAUUUUUGUACAUUUCCGAAACAGUCUCCAUCUACCUAGGCCUCUCGCAAGUGGAGCUGACAGGCAGCAGUGUCUUUGACUAUGUCCACCCUGGGGACCACGUGGAGAUGGCAGAGCAGCUGGGCAUGAAGCUCCCACCAGGGCGGGGUCUCCUCUCCCAGGGCACCGCCGAGGACGGAGCCAGCUCAGCAUCUUCCUCCUCUCAGUCAGAGACCCCAGAGCCAGUGGAGUCGACCAGCCCCAGUCUGCUAACCACUGACAACACCCUUGAGCGUUCCUUUUUCAUCCGAAUGAAAUCUACUCUGACCAAACGUGGUGUGCACAUCAAAUCAUCGGGAUAUAAGGUGAUUCACAUAACAGGCCGGCUACGCCUAAGAGUGUCGCUGUCCCAUGGGAGGACUGUCCCCAGCCAAAUCAUGGGUCUUGUGGUUGUUGCUCAUGCCUUGCCUCCCCCUACGAUCAAUGAAGUCAGAAUCGACUGCCAUAUGUUCGUCACUCGAGUAAAUAUGGACCUCAAUAUCAUUUACUGUGAAAAUAGGAUUAGUGACUAUAUGGAUCUGACCCCGGUAGACAUUGUAGGAAAGAGGUGCUACCACUUCAUCCACGCUGAAGACGUGGAGGGCAUCAGGCACAGUCACCUGGACUUGCUGAAUAAAGGUCAGUGUGUGACGAAGUACUAUCGCUGGAUGCAGAAGAAUGGAGGAUAUAUUUGGAUACAGUCUAGCGCCACCAUAGCCAUUAAUGCCAAGAAUGCAAAUGAAAAGAAUAUCAUCUGGGUGAAUUAUCUUCUUAGUAAUCCCGAGUACAAGGACACGCCAAUGGACAUCGCUCAACUGCCCCAUCUGCCGGAGAAAACAUCCGAAUCCUCGGAGACAUCUGACUCUGAGUCAGACUCUAAAGACACCUCAGGUAUUACAGAGGACAAUGACAACUCUAAGUCUGACGAGAAAGGGAAUCAGUCCGAGAACAGUGAAGACCCAGAACCGGACCGGAAGAAGUCAGGCAAUGCGUGCGACAACGACAUGAACUGCAACGACGAUGGCCACAGCUCCAGCAACCCAGACAGCCGCGACAGCGACGACAGCUUCGAACACUCGGACUUUGAGAACCCCAAGGCAGGUGAGGACGGCUUCGGCGCGCUGGGCCCGAUGCAGAUCAAGGUGGAGCGCUACGUGGAGAGCGAGUCGGACCUGCGGCUGCAGAACUGCGAGUCGCUCACGUCCGACAGCGCCUCGGACAGCGCGGGGGAGGCGGGCGCGCAGGCCUCCAGCAAGCACCAGAAGCGCAAGAAGCGGCGGAAACGACAGAAGGGCGGCAGCGCCAGCCGUCGGCGCCUGUCCAGCGCGUCUAGCCCCGGCGGCCUGGACGCGGGCCUGGUGGAGCCCCCGCGGCUGCUGUCCUCCCCCAACAGUGCCUCGGUGCUCAAGAUCAAGACGGAGAUCUCGGAACCCAUCAACUUCGACAACGACAGCAGCAUCUGGAACUACCCGCCCAACCGGGAGAUCUCCAGGAAUGAGUCUCCCUACAGUAUGACCAAGCCCCCCAGCUCCGAGCACUUUCCGUCCCCGCAGGGCGGCGGGGGUGGUGGUGGCCUGCACGUGGCCAUCCCUGACUCGGUCCUCACCCCGCCCGGCACCGACGGUGCGGCCACCCGCAAGACUCAGUUCAGCGCCUCGGCCACAGCAGCCUUGGCCCCUGUCGCCUCCGACCCGCUGUCGCCCCCACUUUCUGCGUCCCCACGGGACAAGCACCCCGGGGGUGGCGGCGGAGGCAGCGGGGGCAGCGCGGGCCCCAGCGCGUCCAACUCCUUGCUAUACACUGGGGACCUGGAGGCGCUGCAGAGGUUGCAGGCAGGCAACGUCGUGCUCCCGCUGGUGCACCGGGUGACCGGGACCCUGGCCGCCACCAGCACGGCCGCGCAAAGGGUCUACACCACGGGCACCAUCCGCUACGCACCAGCCGAGGUGACCCUGGCCAUGCAGGGCAACCUGCUGCCCAACGCGCACGCUGUUAACUUCGUGGACGUUAACAGCCCCGGCUUCGGCCUCGACCCCAAGACGCCCAUGGAGAUGCUCUACCACCACGUGCACCGGCUCAACAUGUCGGGACCCUUCGGCGGCGCGGUGAGCGCGGCCAGCCUGACGCAGAUGCCCGCCGGCAACGUGUUCACCACCGCCGAGGGACUCUUCUCCACGCUGCCCUUCCCCGUCUACAGCAACGGCAUCCACGCGGCACAGACUCUGGAGCGCAAGGAGGACUGAGGCGCUGCCCAGUGUGGGCAGGGGUCCGCUCGGAGGCAUCGUUGGCGUUUUCGUUUAGACCUUUAAUUCUAGCACUUUGAAUUCGAGCAGGUCAGCAUCUUCUCUCAACACGACGGUCCCCACCCCAUCCCCUCUUUCUUUAACUUGGCUUAUUCUUUCUUGUAAAGAUAUGUUUAUUUUUUGCCUUCAGAGGGUCAGAUGACCAGUUGCCUGCCAUUUUGUCUUCUUCUAAGAUGUGUGUUGGGUUCUUUUGCUUUCCUUUGCAUCUUUAUUAAGAUGUCUUUAAUGUGUAUAGGCCUCUGCCAUAGAAUACUCAGUCUUGUGGUCAAGAGAUUUCUCAAGUGACAACCGUUGGGUUUUCUUCAUAAAGAUCUUGAUAUGAUCAAGAUGGAAAAAGACAAGCAUAAACAAUGUGCCCUGUUUGACUAAGUCAAAUGAA
Messenger RNA from Tupaia belangeri chinensis (Chinese tree shrew), 3169 nucleotides. It is a transcript of the gene NPAS3, whose product is annotated as neuronal PAS domain protein 3. Gene Ontology annotation, biological process: regulation of transcription by RNA polymerase II. Gene Ontology annotation, molecular function: protein dimerization activity; RNA polymerase II transcription regulatory region sequence-specific DNA binding; DNA-binding transcription factor activity, RNA polymerase II-specific. The annotation marks the transcript as partial. The transcript has 11 exons. The record is from RefSeq and is a predicted model, not a curated record. NCBI's taxonomy places the organism in Eukaryota, Metazoa, Chordata, Mammalia, Scandentia, Tupaiidae.